Molecule: messenger RNA, 450 nt
Organism: Penicillium angulare
Lineage: Eukaryota; Fungi; Ascomycota; Eurotiomycetes; Eurotiales; Aspergillaceae
Product: E2 ubiquitin-conjugating protein UBC13
Exons: 4
Coding region: 1-450 (149 amino acids)
Biological process (GO): DNA damage tolerance; protein K63-linked ubiquitination
Cellular component (GO): nucleus
Molecular function (GO): ubiquitin conjugating enzyme activity
Source: RefSeq, a predicted model, not a curated record
AUGGCUUUGCCAAAACGCAUCAUCAAAGAGACCGAACGGUUGAUGGCCGAGCCUGUCCCUGGCAUAAACGCUGUUCCUCACGAUGAUAACCUGCGAUACUUCGAUGUCUCGAUCCACGGCCCGGCCCAGUCACCCUAUGAAGGUGGCAUCUUCCGUCUUGAGCUAUUCCUUCCCGACGACUACCCCAUGACUCCUCCCAAAAUCCGCUUCCUGACCAAAAUCUACCAUCCCAACAUUGACCGUCUUGGCCGUAUCUGUCUUGAUGUCUUGAAGAACAACUGGUCCCCCGCCCUGCAGAUCCGUACCAUCCUUCUCUCUAUCCAGGCCCUCCUCGGUGCGCCAAACCCUGACGAUCCGCUUGCCAACGAUGUUGCUGAGCGAUGGAAGGAAGACGAACCUGCAGCUAUCCAGACAGCGAAAGAGUGGACCCGGACACAUGCUAUGACCUAA